Molecule: messenger RNA, 973 nt
Organism: Suillus discolor
Lineage: Eukaryota; Fungi; Basidiomycota; Agaricomycetes; Boletales; Suillaceae
Exons: 4
Coding region: 115-858 (247 amino acids)
Source: RefSeq, a predicted model, not a curated record
AUAGCUACUACUAGUGGUCUCGACACAGGAACAGCAUGAGGACACAUAAAUUCCAAGAUGAAAACCUGAUAAGUAGGUUCUCACAGCGAGCACAAGGGCACGCAACAGUCAGCGAUGGAUCAAAGUCUUUCUGAGGUCGGUCUCCAGAACUAUUACCAGCUACUCGCCGAUAACGGUUUGAUAUCCCAGUCACAAGCAAGCCAACCACCUCAAAUACCCACUUCACCAUCCAUACCCGACUAUCCUCGCUGUCCCAUCUGUUCGCAUCUUCUCAUCACAUGUCAUGGUUGUUCGAAUGUCACCUGCGACAACAGUCACUGUAAAGGUGCUGACCUCGUUAGUUUUGUGUCUUCGUGUCACUCGUGCUUUUCGACCCUUGCCACGGCGAAGAUGUGCAGCCAGCUCGACUGUUUCUCUCGCGUACAUCUUACUGGUGGUGUAAUCUGUCCUGAUUGCGUCAGCCCCACGGACGGUCACAUACUUUGUCUCUGCAGGGACAACUGGAUUUGUGGCGCGUGUGCCACUCAAAAUAAAAUUCUGGACAGGUGUGGACGCUGUCCAAAAUGUCAGAACUAUUUUUGUUUUUUUGGGUGCAAAUAUAUCGGCGUGUGCGCGGACUGUUGCAAGGUGACACUAUGCAACGAUUGCAUGGAAGAAGAAUUAUCUGAUCGGGAGGAGUCUUCGCGCGCAAACAAUAGCGCAUUCCUCGUGGCGACGUGCGAGGGAUGUCAGUCCAGAAUCUGUAUAGACUGCUUUGAUGAGCGCGAAUCCCGUUGUGAAUCUUGCAACAGUAUUUAUUGCAAGGAUUGCACUGACUAUGACGAGUGUCCGGGAUGUGGGGAGUUUAUGCGCGUAUGACUUGCGCCACAGACGACUCGUAUGUGUUCAUGAGUGCGAGUAAUAUUUCUAGUUUUACACGUGACAGCUCAGGAAUCCCGCAGCCGAGCGAACCCUGUGGACUUGGAAUCGACCA